Paramecium sonneborni is the source of this 1744-nucleotide messenger RNA. The record is from the annotation of a GenBank genome assembly. NCBI's taxonomy places the organism in Eukaryota, Ciliophora, Oligohymenophorea, Peniculida, Parameciidae.
AUGCAAUAAACUUCUUAAAGAAACCUCUUGUUGACUAGUCCUAUAAAGUAUUAAAAUUCCAUUAAAUUCAAUUAAACUCCGGAUGAAACAGGAAAAUAGAAGCAAUACUUUAUUAAAGAUAAGGAAGCCAUGUUUGAAGAAAUUUAAUCUCUCAAAUAAAGCAAAAAUGAGUUGUUUAUCAAUUUAAAAAAGCUUUAAGCUUAAGUUCAAUAUUACAAGAAAGAAGCUAUGUACAAGGAAGAAAGCAGUCCACUCAAAAGUUCAUCCAGAUUCAAACAAUUAUAUUAAGAGAGAAUUGCUAUUCUAGAGGUUUUUAUAAAUAAAAUUCUAAGCAAGAAAAUUCUAAAUUGCAUCAACAAUUAGAAGAAAUAUAAACGUUUUUGAACUAGCUUAAAAAUCCAUUAGGUCAAUCUAAUUUAGAACUAUUUUCCUUGUAAUUAUAAAAUGAUAAUGAAUAACUGACUUAAUUGUUAGAAGAAAAAUAAAAUGAAAUUGAAGAACUUAAAGUAUUAUUAUUUAUUAUUCUAAGAAAACAAACAACAAAUUAACAAUCAAAUUUAAUGCUUCACAAAUUCAACAAAAUAAACUUAAAGCACUUAAUAAUUAAUUAUUAAUAGAUAUUAAUGAUUUGAAGAAAAAAUAACAUCUUUAUGAAAGUAGAAUUUCUUAAAAAGAAAUUCCUAGAGUAGAUGAAAAAAUUUAAAUUGAAUUAGAAUAAAUGAAAAUAGAAAUAAGAAAAUCUUAACAAUAAUUGAAAUAACAAGAACAAUCUUUUGCUAAUUAAUUAUAAUUAGAAUAAGAAAAAUUUGAGAAAUUAGAAAAACGAAAUAAAGAACUUUAGAAAAGUAUUAUAUUUUUGGAAAAUAUGUAUGAAUAGGAAAAAGUUAAUUAUUAAUAAUUAUAAUAAUCAUAAAAAUUUAUAAGAAGAACUGUGAUCCUUAAAUCCAUUUAACCAGAAGAACCGGAAAAAUAUAUUGAAUAAGAAACUAAACUGAGAAAAUUAGGUUAAAUUGAAAAAAGUGAAAUUUUACCAAUUGCUAAGAAAGUUAGAUUAAAUCUAUUAGCCUAAUAAAUUUCUUUAAAAUAAGUUGAAGAAUAUCUUCUUACUAAUGAGACUCUAACAUUAUUAUAAUUGGAAGAGAAUUUAAGUUGUCAUGUUUUUGGAUUGACUGAAGAUGAAGAAAUUUCAUAAUUGGCUACUUAUUUAGCAGAUCUUGAAAAUGAAGAAGUCGAAACAACAGCUCUAAGGGUAAAAAGUAUUUUUAAGAAUUUAAUGGAAAAUUAUACAAUAUUGAGUAAAAAUGAAUUAUAAGCUAUCAAUUAAAGUAUUUCAAUUAAACGAACUUAAAUUAAUGAAUAUUUGACAAAGAAAUAUCCAUAGAUAUUUACAAGUGGUUAUAUUAGUAUUGAUGUAAAAUUAUUUAUAAUUAUUAAGCAAUAUUUGGAAACCUUAUAGAAUCUAGAAGUUUCAUUAAGUAAAAAUGAAAUAGAUCAUUUAACUGCUUUGAUUACUAAGUAAAAUAGAUAACCAAGAGUACUAUUAUAAUAAAUUCAUGCUCCUUUCUUUAUUUGUAAUGAGCCUACUUCUGAUGACGAUGAUUCAAGCUUUCAUUAACCUGUACCAUAAUUACAUAAUCCUAUGUAAUUAUCAGAUGAUGAAGAAUAGUUGAGUGCUUUAGACAUUAAAAUGUGUAAUUCAUAAGAGUUAAGAAAAAAGAGUCAUACUGAACUCCCUUAAUUUUGA